AUGUACUGGCCUCUCGUCCUUCUAUCUAUCGCCCUAGCUGUCUAUCUCACCUUGAGACCCACCACGAAGCACGACCUACCAGACGGUCCCGGAGCCCUCGCAGAGAAAGACAACCGGCGUAGACUUCACAUCUCCCUUGCACCAUGGGCGAAAACAUACGGAGACUUAUUCUCCUACAACAUGGGCCGCUCCACCGCAAUUGUACUCAGCAGCGUCCAAGCCAUUGAGGAACUCUUGGUCAAGAGGGGCCACAUUUACAGCUCGCGACCGACGAGUACGUCCCAGGCGGACAUAAUCACCGGGAAGGGAAGAAUUGUGACAAUGCCAUACGGUGAAGAGUUCAGGAAACACCGUAAAAUCAUCCAUACACUCCUCGGAAUACAGAAUGCAAAGACCUUCCUUCCUUACCAAGAAUAUGAAUCUCGACAAACAUUGAGACAUUUGCUGGACAAUCCUGACCUGUUCUACUCGGAAAUGUCGCGGUACUCGGCCACAAUAUUGCAGGACGAUCAGUACAAUGAUGCAGAAGUUCUUCAACAGUACCGGCCAAUACAGAUUCUGACAACUUCAGACAUCGCCCCGGGGUCCUGGCUCGUCGACCGCUACCCUUUCCUGAACUACCUUCCUGGACCCCUUGCUCCCUGGAGGUCCCAAGCAUACUCCAUUCAUCUGGAACUGCGCAGUUUCUGGGGCGUGUUCCUCCAUUCUAUCGAAGACCGAGUAAAAGAGGGUACCGCACCGGAUUGCUUUCUGAGCAGAUUUGUCCAGAACCCUGAGACAGAGCAUUUCAGCGAGAUGGAACGGAUCAGCGUGACAGCGGAGUUGCUUUCAGCGGGCACGGAGACGACGGCGACGUCGCUACAGUGGUUCUUCAAGGCCUGCGUCAAACACCCGGAAUGGAUCCGUGAAGCCCAAAAAGAGCUGGAUACUGUGGUUGGGCGAGAGAGACUGCCGAAUUUCUCUGACAGGGGAAGUCUGCCAUAUAUCACAGCUGUGAUUUCAGAACUUCAUCGAUGGGCAUCCGCAGCACCAUUGGCGUUCUAUCACGCAACGUCUCAGACCGAUACGUACCGUGGCUCAACGAUUCCCAAAUCCACAAUGGUGAUUGCGAAUACGUACGCUGUGCAUCACUCAGAGCAGUAUUUUCCGAAUCCCUCAGCCUUUCUGCCCGGCCGGUGGCUACCGCCCGACGAUCCGCGACAUGUCGUCAACGGUGCACAGACGCCCAAUCACCUCGGAUUUGGCGUAGGGAGGAGAGAAUGCCCCGGCAAGCACGUGGCGGAGGCGAGUCUGUUCAUUUCUAUCAGCCGGAUUUUGUGGGCGUUUGACAUCGACCGCGGUGACAACCCAGAGCCAAGUGAUGAGACAGUGGGAGCAUUUCCCGUCUUCGGCCCGGCGUCCUUCAAGUGCAGAAUAACCCCUCGGCCGGAAGAUGCCGCGAACAAGAUUCGCCUCUUUGCCGACCACAUUGAUCCGGGCCUGCGCGUCGAGGAUGGGAGUAUCUACGACGCAAGCGUGAAGGCGGUGUUGGCAAAAGCUAGAGCCUAA
Molecule: messenger RNA, 1548 nt
Organism: Fonsecaea multimorphosa CBS 102226
Lineage: Eukaryota; Fungi; Ascomycota; Eurotiomycetes; Chaetothyriales; Herpotrichiellaceae
Exons: 6
Coding region: 1-1548 (515 amino acids)
Molecular function (GO): iron ion binding; oxidoreductase activity, acting on paired donors, with incorporation or reduction of molecular oxygen; heme binding
Source: RefSeq, a predicted model, not a curated record